AAUUUAGGAGUGACUGUGAUAAAGAUGCAAAUAAUUAUAUUCUUAACAAUUCGUUGAUAAGCGACAUUUUCAUACAAAUUAUUAUUGAGAUUUGUUAUCUACAGACGACGUGUUCUCGCUGAAUACUUUGUUCGAAAGUUUUUCUUUAUAAUUUAACAAUGAUAUUCUCUAACGGAAGUAGGAUAAUUAACAUCAAAAUGCGUGCUAUGAACAAGAUAUAUACUGCUAUGGCGACUUAUUCUACUAAAGUUUCGCUGAAUGAAGUGGUAAUUGCAUCAGCAGUAAGGACUCCAAUGGGAUCCUUUAGAGGAAGUCUAGCUAAUCUUUCUGCUACGGAAUUGGGGGCUGUUGCUGUUAAAGCAGCAAUCGAAAGAGCCGGCGUUCCUAAAGAAGAAAUCAAAGAGGUUUAUAUGGGCAAUGUGUGCUCGGGAUAUUUAGGCCAAGCUCCAGCAAGACAGGCUGUCAUAUUUGCAGGUCUACCAAAAAGCACAAUUUGCACUACAGUGAAUAAAGUAUGUGCAUCAGGAAUGAAAUCAGUAAUGCUAGCUGCACAAGGUCUACAAACUGGUGCUCAAGAUAUUAUGUUGGCAGGAGGUAUGGAAUCUAUGUCAAACGUCCCCUUCUAUUUAAAGAGAGGUGACACUACAUAUGGUGGUAUGCAAUUAGUUGAUGGUAUUGUGUUUGAUGGUCUAACUGAUGUGUAUAAUAAAUUCCACAUGGGUAACUGUGCAGAGAAUACAGCUAAGAAAUUAGAGAUAACAAGAGAACAACAGGAUGAAUAUGCUAUUAACAGUUACAAACGCAGUGCAGCUGCCUAUGAGGCUAAGGCAUUUGCCGAUGAAUUAGUACCAGUGCCAGUGCCACAGAAAAGAGGUGCACCACCAGUAAUGUUUUCUGAAGAUGAAGAAUAUAAGAGAGUUAACUUUGAAAAAUUUACUAAACUUGCAACUGUUUUCCAAAAAGACAAUGGUACAGUCACAGCUGGAAACGCUUCAACGUUAAAUGAUGGUGCUGCAGCUUUAGUAUUAAUGACAGCUGAAGCAGCUCAGAGAUUGAAUGUAAAGCCCAUCGCAAGAGUUGUUGGAUUUGCAGAUGGAGAAUGUGAUCCUAUUGAUUUUCCAAUUGCCCCUGCUAUUGCUAUCCCUAAACUCUUAGAAAAGACUGGUGUCAGUAAAGAUGAUGUAGCCCUUUGGGAGAUCAAUGAAGCCUUCAGUACAGUAGCUGUAGCUAAUCAAAAAUUAUUAGGGCUAGACCCGGCCAAGGUGAAUGUACAUGGUGGUGCAGUAAGUCUGGGUCACCCCAUUGGUAUGUCUGGAGCAAGAAUUGUGGUUCAUUUGUGCCAUGCAUUGAAGAAGGGUGAAAAAGGUGUAGCAUCUAUUUGUAAUGGAGGAGGUGGUGCAUCAUCUAUUAUGAUUGAAAAAUUGUAAGUUGGGUGUGUGAAAAUCCCUGGUAGAAUUAUGGUUAUGGCUAUAUAUCUUGAUAAAGAAUUAAUUUUAUCUGUAUUAUAAAUUAUAGAAUAAAUGUAAUAUUGGUAUAGCCCAUGUAUAGAACAUGUUUAUAAAUUUUUACUUUUAUAAAGUUUAAACUUAACUUGUAAUAAAUAGAAAAAAGUGCCUUGCUGCUAUUUAAGAAUAAAUAAGUUUAUUUCAUCAGGGUAACUUAAGUUAGAGUUUGUUAAGUUGUGCAGUAUGAUAUAUUCUAUGCUAUAUAUUUUAUCUUAUGAUUAAAUCAACAAUAUUUA
Messenger RNA from Zerene cesonia (dogface butterfly), 1741 nucleotides. RefSeq names its product acetyl-CoA acetyltransferase, mitochondrial (gene Acat1). Gene Ontology annotation, molecular function: acetyl-CoA C-acetyltransferase activity. The coding region runs from base 159 to 1427 and encodes 422 amino acids. The record is from RefSeq and is a predicted model, not a curated record. The transcript has 3 exons. Gene Ontology annotation, biological process: fatty acid beta-oxidation. NCBI's taxonomy places the organism in Eukaryota, Metazoa, Arthropoda, Insecta, Lepidoptera, Pieridae.